Molecule: messenger RNA, 732 nt
Organism: Ylistrum balloti
Lineage: Eukaryota; Metazoa; Mollusca; Bivalvia; Pectinida; Pectinidae
Product: L-xylulose reductase-like
Exons: 1
Coding region: 1-732 (243 amino acids)
Biological process (GO): xylulose metabolic process; glucose metabolic process
Molecular function (GO): carbonyl reductase (NADPH) activity; L-xylulose reductase (NADPH) activity
Source: RefSeq, a predicted model, not a curated record
AUGUUCAAGGGUAAGCGCGCAUUGGUGACGGGCGGAAGUCGAGGAAUCGGUCGUGACAUAGUGCGCAAACUCAGCAAAGAAGGCGCCGAUGUCAUCGUCCUAGCAAGGGAUCCGUCAAAUCUCGAGAAAAUUAAAACCGAAUUACCAAAUGUUCAAACAAUACAGGCAGACCUUGCGGACUGGGAUGCUACAAGAAGUGCUCUGAGUGGAUUGGAUCCAGUUGACUUUCUAGUUAACAACGCCGCAAGUGGGGGCUUUGCUACCGUCGAGUCAGUCUCUAAGGAACUAUUGGAUGAUUUGAUGGAAGUCAACGUUAAAAGCGUGGUGAAUGUUACCCAGACAUUGCUUGAAGGUAUGAAAUCGAGAGGGAAAGGAGCAGCCAUUGUGAACGUUUCUAGUCUCGCAAGUCAACGAGUCUUUCCUAUGAUUGCCAUAUAUGGAAGCACGAAGGUCGCCGUCGAUUUUCUCACUAAUUGUAUGGCCGUAGAGUUUAGCCCCUACAACAUCAGAGUCAAUGCAGUAAACCCUGGUAUCGUAUAUACGGAAAUGGGAAAAGGCUGGGAUCCGAAAGCUGCUAACAGGCUCCUGGAAAUGGUUCCUGAAGGAAAGUGGCCUACCUCUGAAGAAGUAGCGGAUACAGUCGUUUUCCUCCUCAGUGAUAAAGCUGUGAAUAUUAAUGGGACUUGUCUACGGCUAGACGGCGGAUUAGGACAUGCUGGUUUCAGCGUAUGA